GGCUGCAAGAAAACAAAUGGGGACGGAGAAUUACUCCUAAUUUCUUCUCCACCCCGGCCUGGUCUCCGUCCGCUCCUUCGUUCACACCUUCUUCCACUAGCUGGUCUCCGGUGGUGGUGGGGGACGGGACGACCGUCGUCCGUCGACUCCGAGUGAGCUCGCGGCCGCGGUUCUGGAUUCAUCGCGCGCGCGAGAGGAUCCCCCUCCCCGAGAUCUGCUGCGGUACGGUGAGAGCUGCCGAGUAGCCGAGGUGCUGGUGAGCUUCUCAAGAAAGUAAAAAUGGAGGAGGUGGAGGAGGCCAACAGGAUGGCCGUGGAGAGCUGCCACAGAGUGCUCGGCCUGCUCGCCCAGACCCAGGACCCGGCGCAGCUCAGGAGCAUAGCGCUGGGGACGGACGAAGCCUGUGCCAAGUUCAGGAAGGUGGUCUCCCUCCUCGGCAACGGCAACGGCAACGGCAACGAAGGAGGGGGAACCCACCAUCCUAGAGCCAAGCUGGUGAGCAGAAGGCAGACCCCGGGGUUCUUGAGCCAGAAGAGCUUCCUGGACAACAACACCCCGGUGGUGGUGCUGAACAGCGCGCACCCUUCGACCAGCUCGGCUCAGGUGUAUCCUAGCAGCAGAAACAGCAUUCUGGAUUCAUCACAGGCCGCGCACCCGAUCGGAGGGCCUCCCAAGCUGGUGCAGCCGUUGUCCGCGCACUUCCAGUUCGGCGACUCGUCGCGGUACAACCAGUUCCAGCAGCAGCAUCAGCACCAGCAGCAGAAGAUGCGGGCCGAGAUGUUCAAGAGAAGCAACAGUGGGAUCAACCUCAAGUUUGACAGCCCCAGUGGCACCGGGACGAUGUCGUCCGCGAGGUCCUUCAUGUCAUCUUUGAGCAUGGACGGCAGUGUGGCCAGCCUGGAUGCCAAGUCUUCCUCCUUCCAUCUGAUCGGUGGGCCUGCUAUGAGCGACCCGGUGAACGCGCAGCAGGCGCCGAGGAGGCGGUGCUCGGGACGUGGGGAGGAUGGAAAUGGCAAGUGUGCUGCAACUGGCAGGUGCCAUUGUUCUAAGAGAAGCAGGAAGUUGCGGGUGAAGAGGACGAUUAAAGUUCCCGCAAUUAGUAAUAAAAUUGCUGAUAUACCUCCAGACGAAUACUCCUGGAGGAAGUAUGGGCAGAAGCCAAUUAAGGGUUCCCCUCAUCCCAGGGGGUACUACAAAUGCAGCAGUGUGAGGGGUUGCCCUGCGCGGAAGCAUGUUGAACGUUGCGUGGAUGAUCCGUCGAUGCUCAUUGUGACAUACGAGGGUGAACAUAACCAUACGCGAAUGCCAACUCAGUCUGCGCAAGCUUAGGGAAUCCCUUGGUUAUUACUCUUUUCAGGAAAUGCCAACUCGCUGGCACUUGUUGGACAGACUGCGUUGUUCUCCUAAAUUAGGACUGCGAAGUGACGAAUAUGGGAUCCAUUUGAGCAGUUGAUGUGUCGGUUGGCCUCCUGACCUACAUGUUUUGUAGUGAGUGUCAAGUGGGAGGAUGCAAAAUUGUUGUUCUCCCUUAAGGAGGUAAUCAGAAUGAUGAAAUGUUAGAACAUGAUGUUAGAUAGGACACCUGAGAUUUGCUCAGGAGGGAGUGCGAAGAGUUGGAAGGGAAGAUAGAAAUUGGGGGAUGAUAUGUCUGUCUGUAAAGUAGCAAAAAUUGAUAAAAUCAUUGGGUCUCCCUCUUUUUGUACCAAGUGCACAAAAAGGCUGGUUUAAAAUCAAAAAUAAAUGAGACAGAACCAAUUUGUGGUUGGAUA
Triticum urartu is the source of this 1769-nucleotide messenger RNA. Its product is annotated as putative WRKY transcription factor 39. Gene Ontology annotation, molecular function: sequence-specific DNA binding; DNA-binding transcription factor activity. Gene Ontology annotation, biological process: regulation of DNA-templated transcription. Lineage: Eukaryota; Viridiplantae; Streptophyta; Magnoliopsida; Poales; Poaceae. The record is from RefSeq and is a predicted model, not a curated record.